Molecule: messenger RNA, 2703 nt
Organism: Giardia duodenalis
Lineage: Eukaryota; Fornicata; Diplomonadida; Hexamitidae
Product: VSP
Exons: 1
Coding region: 1-2703 (900 amino acids)
Source: RefSeq, a predicted model, not a curated record
AUGUUGGUAGGAUUUCUCCUAGUUUUUACAGUGACACAGGCUCACCGUACAUCAGUAUCGACCGACUGCCCGAUCGAGAACUGCCAGACGUGCUCCUCGGACAAGGCGACGUGCGAGGCGUGCAAGCCGGGAUUCGUGGCCAGCGGGGAUAACAGGGCGUGCAACCCAGCGCCGGCCGACUGCCCGAUCGAGAACUGCCAGACGUGCUCCUCGGACAAGGCGACGUGCGAGGCGUGCAAGCCGGGAUUCGUGGCCAGCGGGGAUAACAGGGCGUGCAACCCAGCGCCGGCCGACUGCCCGAUCGAGAACUGCCAGACGUGCUCCUCGGACAAGGCGACGUGCGAGGCGUGCAAGCCGGGAUUCGUGGCCAGCGGGGAUAACAGGGCGUGCAACCCAGCGCCGGCCGACUGCCCGAUCGAGAACUGCCAGACGUGCUCCUCGGACAAGGCGACGUGCGAGGCGUGCAAGCCGGGAUUCGUGGCCAGCGGGGAUAACAGGGCGUGCAACCCAGCGCCGGCCGACUGCCCGAUCGAGAACUGCCAGACGUGCUCCUCGGACAAGGCGACGUGCGAGGCGUGCAAGCCGGGAUUCGUGGCCAGCGGGGAUAACAGGGCGUGCAACCCAGCGCCGGCCGACUGCCCGAUCGAGAACUGCCAGACGUGCUCCUCGGACAAGGCGACGUGCGAGGCGUGCAAGCCGGGAUUCGUGGCCAGCGGGGAUAACAGGGCGUGCAACCCAGCGCCGGCCGACUGCCCGAUCGAGAACUGCCAGACGUGCUCCUCGGACAAGGCGACGUGCGAGGCGUGCAAGCCGGGAUUCGUGGCCAGCGGGGAUAACAGGGCGUGCAACCCAGCGCCGGCCGACUGCCCGAUCGAGAACUGCCAGACGUGCUCCUCGGACAAGGCGACGUGCGAGGCGUGCAAGCCGGGAUUCGUGGCCAGCGGGGAUAACAGGGCGUGCAACCCAGCGCCGGCCGACUGCCCGAUCGAGAACUGCCAGACGUGCUCCUCGGACAAGGCGACGUGCGAGGCGUGCAAGCCGGGAUUCGUGGCCAGCGGGGAUAACAGGGCGUGCAACCCAGCGCCGGCCGACUGCCCGAUCGAGAACUGCCAGACGUGCUCCUCGGACAAGGCGACGUGCGAGGCGUGCAAGCCGGGAUUCGUGGCCAGCGGGGAUAACAGGGCGUGCAACCCAGCGCCGGCCGACUGCCCGAUCGAGAACUGCCAGACGUGCUCCUCGGACAAGGCGACGUGCGAGGCGUGCAAGCCGGGAUUCGUGGCCAGCGGGGAUAACAGGGCGUGCAACCCAGCGCCGGCCGACUGCCCGAUCGAGAACUGCCAGACGUGCUCCUCGGACAAGGCGACGUGCGAGGCGUGCAAGCCGGGAUUCGUGGCCAGCGGGGAUAACAGGGCGUGCAACCCAGCGCCGGCCGACUGCCCGAUCGAGAACUGCCAGACGUGCUCCUCGGACAAGGCGACGUGCGAGGCGUGCAAGCCGGGAUUCGUGGCCAGCGGGGAUAACAGGGCGUGCAACCCAGCGCCGGCCGACUGCCCGAUCGAGAACUGCCAGACGUGCUCCUCGGACAAGGCGACGUGCGAGGCGUGCAAGCCGGGAUUCGUGGCCAGCGGGGAUAACAGGGCGUGCAACCCAGCGCCGGCCGACUGCCCGAUCGAGAACUGCCAGACGUGCUCCUCGGACAAGGCGACGUGCGAGGCGUGCAAGCCGGGAUUCGUGGCCAGCGGGGAUAACAGGGCGUGCAACCCAGCGCCGGCCGACUGCCCGAUCGAGAACUGCCAGACGUGCUCCUCGGACAAGCAGACUUGCGAGGCGUGUGAACCAGGCAAGCAUCUGACCCCGACGAAGAAGGCAUGCUUAGAUGCCUGCCCUGUCGGAACGUAUCUAUCCGGACAAACGUGCGCGCCCUGCGACCCCUCCUGUGCGGAGUGCAGCGGGGCCGGCGCUUCCAAGUGCACGGCCUGUCCCGCCGGGAAGAUGCUGAGGUACGCCGACGAAAGCAAGCUUAAUGAGGGCGGCACGUGCGUGGAGCAAUGCGUGGAAGGCCCGGAGUGCGAGACGUGCGGCCUAACAAUUGGAGGUACCAAGUACUGCUCGAAGUGCAAGGGGAGCAACGUGCCGCUCAAUGGCGUCUGCACGAGCAAUGCGGCCAGGACUCUGUUCUGCACCACUGCCGCUAACGGUGCUUGCACGGUCUGCGCCGCCGGAUACUUCAUCCAGGAGGGCGGAUGCUACAAGACUGACAGGCUCCCCGGGAAGAGCAUCUGCACAACGCCCACUGGGGAUGGAAAAUGCCAAACAUGUGCGAAUGGCUUGACAGCUGUCUCGAACAUGUGUCCAUUAUGCGAUUCCACUUGUGCCACAUGCACCGUGGCCAAUCAACCCGAUAAGUGCAGCGCCUGUCCACCUGGCCGUUACUUGGACGCCAGUAAAGCAUGCAAGCUGUGUACAGAGACAAGCGGUAGCAUCCAGGGUGUCGCUAACUGCGCAAGCUGCGAUCCUCCAACUGGUAAUAGUGGUUCUGUCAUCUGCUACGUCAAGACGGAUGGCACUGACAACGGCGGAAGCGUCAACAAGAGCGGGCUCAGCACUGGCGCGAUCGCGGGCAUCUCUGUUGCUGUGAUCGUUGUUGUAGGUGGUCUUGUGGGCUUCUUGUGUUGGUGGUUCCUCUGCCGCGGGAAGGCGUAG